This is a messenger RNA of Thunnus maccoyii (southern bluefin tuna), 4266 nucleotides long. RefSeq names its product stathmin-like 4 (gene stmn4). The record is from RefSeq and is a predicted model, not a curated record. Lineage: Eukaryota; Metazoa; Chordata; Actinopteri; Scombriformes; Scombridae. Gene Ontology annotation, biological process: regulation of microtubule polymerization or depolymerization; neuron projection development; microtubule depolymerization. The coding region runs from base 2076 to 2642 and encodes 188 amino acids. The transcript is spliced from 7 exons. Gene Ontology annotation, cellular component: cytoplasm; neuron projection. Gene Ontology annotation, molecular function: tubulin binding.
AGUGAGUAAGGCCAGUAGUUAUACAGGAUGAUCUCAUCCUGAGACACUGAGAGAUGAUGUCAGACUUUAGAUCAGGACUCUCGUGCCGCCGCUAAGCUACUGUAACUGUUUAUGUUUUUACAGGCCAUGAGGGCUUGCGGCACAGAGUGGAGAGGGCGUGUGUGUGUGUGUGUGUGUGUGUGUCUGUGUGUGUGUGUUUGCAUUCCAACAGUGCAGCAAAGCAGUAUCCUUACUGCCUGAUUGGUAUGUUUGCCUGCAACUGUAUAUUUACAGGUAUCUGUACAUGCAUUCAUAUUGCUACAUGUGCCUAUAUAUACGUGAGCGUGUGUGUGUGUGUGUGUGUCCUUGUGUGUGUGUCCCACUGGGAGCCAUGUCAGGAGGGUCAGGUGAGUGUGUGCUCUACACUGUAAUGAGACAUCUCUCCACACACACACACACACACACACACACACACUCAGGAGCUCACUGCUAUAGAUAGAAGCAGGUAACCAAGAGAUGCUACACAGAAGUGCGGAAGGUGAAUGGAAGUACGGAAGACGGCAGAUGGAAAAACAGUUGUUCGUCAAAGAAAAUAGUUGCUCAAAAGUGAAUAUGCGUGUUUCCCAAAAUGUCGAAGCCUUCCGUUAAUCCAGCAAUAGCAUCCUACAGCUGUCUGGAUAGCACAGGUAGCAUGCUGAUCUUGAAAGGAUAAAUACAGUUUAAGAAUUUUAAUUUUAUUUACAGCUUUCCUUCUUUGCCAUUAGGUUUUCUUUAACUUGACAAGUCUCUCGCCUCGUGGUGCAUUCUGUAUUUGGCUGAAAUUAAGACAGAAUGAUUAACGACUGUCCCAGGUGCUGUUUGGAUGAUCACCUGUGUGGAAUACCCUGCUCAGAAGAUGAAGGGGAGCCGGUUGAGAUGCGGGCGGGGUAUUUGGGCUUUCUGGCAGACACGUCCCAUCACAGAUGUUUGAUUAAAUAGACUCACGUCGGGACACAGCGGCACGUCUCUGUAGUGGAAAUCAGUUUCAUGAUGUUCAAAUCUUUGUUUGCCCUCUAAUACGGGUAUAACUCCUCAGCACACAAACACAAAAGAAUUGGGCCUAAUUCUGUUGUGUUUCCACAUGAUACGAGGGCUUAUGUUUUGAUGAUACUGGAUCCCAGAAUUAAGGGAUACUUAAUUAGUGGGUGCAGUCAGCUGUGAAAAGGUCAACAUGCUGUGCAGGCCACUCCUAGAUUCUGACAUUUUAAGAUUCUCCAAUUAGCGAACAACAAGUAUUUAAGGAUUCACAACCUUUGAGUAAUUUGUUGUUUGCGUAUAACCAUGAGUGGCAAUGAUGCAGAAAGUUCUGUCCAUUAUCAUUAAUUUGAUGAGGUAAGAAAUAUAAUUGUCUAUAAUGGUACAAGUUUUAUUCACUGAAGUGUAGAAGAUUGAGGAAAAUUACCUUCAGUAGCUUUGUUCACUUAGUUAAAAGGUCUUGAAAGUCUAUGUAGAAUGAGAGAGACGGAAUUACAGCAUCCAUCAGAUGUUCAUCAAUUCAGUGUUGAUUAGGCCAUCUGACAGUCAGAGGAUAGACGCAGAAAGACAGAGGGAUAGUAGGUGGUAGAAAGGUCUGGUGAGACAGUUGCUACUUUGCUGUUUCUCUCUCGUAAUAGUGCAAUUCAGUUCUAUUCAAUUUGUGGUUUAAAUUCAUUAAAAAUGUAAUUGGAUUGUUGUUGAAUUUAAUUUCCUCUUUGUCGAACAGUUAGAUUUGAUGUGAUUAACAGGCAAUAGUCGAUGUAUCACGAUCACGUCACAUAUUGCAGCACUGUUAAAGGAAAGAAGUACAUUUUUAGCAGGUGGUGAAACCGGCUGGUGUCGUGGUUGUUUCCUUGCUUUGUUUUUUUAUACCUUCCUCUUCCUCUCUUGGAUAUUCUCGAAGAUUUACAGCAGUUUGUGGCUCUGGUGCCACGGCUGUAAUUUGGGAGUGGCAUUUUGGGAAACAUAUGAAAUCACUGAAGCAGAAGUGGGCAUGGCAUCACAGAUCAGCAAUAUAUAACAGUGUUAACGACUGAGAAGGAUCUUCAGCAUCCCUGGAGAGUUACAUACGCAGUGAGAAGAUGACUCUGGCAGCCUACAAAGAGAAGGUCAAAGAGCUCCCCCUGGUGUCUCUGUUUUGCUCCUGCCUGAACCCACAGACUGCAGAAAAACCUACAUACAAGGCAGAAGAUGCGGUGGACCUGGGUUGGUGCGUCAUCAAAGACGUGGAGGUGAUUGAGCUGAACAAGCGGGCAUCGGGCCAGGCCUUCGAGGUCAUCCUCAAGCCCCCGUCCUUUGAUGGCGUGCCAGAGCUCAACACCUCCAUGCCGCAGCGCCGCGAUCCGUCCCUGGAGGAGAUCCAGAAGAAGCUGGAGGCUGCCGAGGAGAGGCGAAAGUGCCAGGAGGCCGAGCUGCUGAAGCACUUGGCGGAGAAGAGGGAGCACGAGCGUGAAGUGAUCCAGAAGGCCUUUGAGGAGAACAACAACUUCAUCAAGAACGCCAAGGAGAAGCUGGAGCAGAAGAUGGAGGCCAACAAGGAGAACAGGGAGGCUCUGCUGGCCGCGAUGCUGGAGAGGCUGCAGGAGAAGGACAAACACGCGGAGGAAGUGAGGAAGAACAAGGAAAUGAAGGAGGAAGCCUGCCGGUAGACGAGUGAAGCGAGGGAUCUGAGGUGGAAGAGAGAGAAAGAGCAAGACUGGGAGUUUUUGUGAGUUGUUAAAAAAAAAAAAAAAGGAAAUCAAAACAGUGCAGGAAAAAAAAAAGAACUCAAUAGCAACUCGAACAAAGAGAAAAGAUGCGUUUUCAUAUUGAUGUAUGCUUGAAGAAGCUGUACAAAGUUUAGCCAACUCUUGAUGUUGAAAUUCAAAAAGAAAUCGUUUUUCUAAGGAAAGUGUGUGGUGGUGGGGGGUGGGUAGGGGGGGUUCGGAGUGGCAUGUAAACAAACAUUUCAAAUUUUGAAAAGAGGAGCAGCCAUGGAUGUUAGGAGAGGAGUUAAAGCUGCAUCAAGUCAGGAAGAGAUAAAAAUUUAAAUUAUAGCUCUCUCAUUUAUGCACUUCCUUCAGUCAGACAGCAGGAAAUUAUAUUAUCCUGCAUGGUACAACAGCAGCAUCAUAAAAAACAACUAAUGAAAUAAGAAAAAGGAAGGAAACUAAGCUGUGUUUUUCUUGCUUUUAGCAAUGAUUUGUAUCAGAUGUUGGCAUUGAACGCUACCAAUCUGGCAGCAACACAGCCAAUUACACAGUUUCUUUCCGAUUAUACUGUGACUACGGAGAAGGGAGUUGUAAUCUAAAUUGUUACCUUGCGGAAGAUGAAAAGAUAUGAUGCGCUUGAGUAACACUGGACACAGUAGUUUAAAGAGCCCUAUUCAGUCAAAACCAACACAAGUCAGAACUAAGAGUCUAAGGCCUCUUCAGUCUUUAAGUUACAGAUUAUUUACCAGGACACAACACACAACACACGAGCUUUUGCUGUUUCCGAAAUUAAAAAUAAAAAUUGAUUUCCCUAGGUCCACUGCUCUCAUGCUAAUUCUUCGCUGCACCGAUUUUAAGAUUGUUUAGUCUGUCUGGGGACGUCUGUGUGCUAAACUCAGUGAAUCACACUGAAUUGUUUAUGAAUUUAAAGUGUAGAAUCAGGCUUUUGUUUCUUUCUACAGUUCUCUAGGGGAGUAAAAAAAGGGUAUAAAAGCUUGAAAAGUGAGGAGAUCUGCUGUAUUCUGCCAUUUUAAGGCUCUCUGUGAAACUUUUAGAUCCUUAACUGUAGUGUAGUUGUAGAUCAGUGACAUUGCAUUUGAGUCUCUUAGGUUUAGAGCACCGAUUGCACUCUUGUUUCAUUAAGCACAACUCAAAAGCACAUAUGCAUACAUGAAGGACGGUGAAUAUAUACAGCAUAAAAAAAAAUCACAUCACAAGGAGGCAAAGUAGGAAGAAGCAGCAGUUCAGAAUUUGGACAUAAUUUGGUUUUUGAAGAAAUGAGCUCGAGGGCUUUCUGGCUAACCAGCGGUCUCACUUUGCUUUGGCAUGUGUCACUGUGCUCUGAAUGUCAGUUUAUGAUUUUCAAGGGGGAUUUAAACAUUAAAAGAGUAAACAGAAAGAUGAAAAUUUGCUCGAGUUGUUGAGUCAUACUGACUUGAGUGAAACGCUGAAAAUGUUUGCACUGUAGUUUGGGAGUCGUAACAUGGGGUUUGUACUUGCUGUAACUGUGUGUCGCUAUAUGUCUUCAAGGCUGGAUUGAUUGUAUCUAUUUGGCAUGGUCAGUAAAAACAGCUUGACUGAA